AUGGGCCGUCCACCAUCGCAUUUUCUGCGGCGGCGUCUGCAGGUCCAGCAUCCACUGUGGGAUCGGGUCUUGCGGGUGGACAUGCUUUUCUCGGCCUGGCUUGAAAUGGACUUCGUGAGUAAUGCUGAGAUGAGGAUCAGGGACCAUGCCUUGUGGCACAUCAGGGAGUACCCCGGUGCGACAUUACACACACAGGAAGAUAUUCUACAUCUAUCCGUCAAACAAUACAUCCCUUGGGAUAACCCGGACCCACAACCUGGGUAUGUAACAGUCAUUGGUGCGCACGCCAACGCCUUUGCCAAGGAGCUAUAUGGGCCGCUCCGGGAGGACAUCAUCUGUCAUGCCAAGACUUAUGGGUUCCGCAUCCGAGCUAUUUGGAUCUCUGAUGUAGCUCACCAGGGACAGAGUGCGGUUUUCAACGAGGAUUGGCUUGGAAAUAAUCCCAGUUGGUUCGACCAUUCCCGCGAUCUACUCAACCUAGUCAAUAACAAACGGACGGAUAUGCCACCUCCCAUUGUCGGAAUUGGACAUAGUAUGGGCGGUUCCCAACUGUUCGUUCCCCUGGAAGGAUUCCUGGCAAUCCAGAGAGAGGCUGCAGCCGAGACCUUUAGCCGAAGUCCUAUCUACAAGGCAUGGGACAAACGAGUCUUGCAAAACUGGUUGAAGUAUGGACUUCGAGAUGUUCCGACCCCAUAUCCCUUGGACGAAAGGGCUUCAUAUGACCAAAAGCUCACCGCACUCACUAUAGCUGGGAACAACAUUGCUAACCGCACCAUUUCUCAUCCGGAUGUUGACCCUGCGCUUAUCACUUCAUUCCCAUUUUACCUUCCUGGGCCAUCGCAGCUAUUCGAGCAGCUACCCCACGUACGACCAAGCGUUCUUUAUGUCUUUGCUGAAAAGUCACCUAUGUGCCUACCGGCCCUCUGCGAGGAUAAACUCUAUCAUACAGGCACGGGGAUGGACGGCAGUGGUGGGGUGGCUGCGGGACGUGUUAGGUCUACUUAUCUGGAGGGACUUGGUCAUCUAGUUGCACAGGAAGCUCCGAAUCAAUGUGCUGAAAUGGCGGCCCGCUGGAUCGGUCCUGAAAUUAAGCGCUGGCAGGACAAGAACAGCCUAAUUACUACAGGCAGGAAGCAGAAGAUUUCCACUGAGAAACGCGCUUUAAUUUGA
Messenger RNA from Aspergillus affinis, 1170 nucleotides. RefSeq lists its product as uncharacterized. Bases 1 to 1170 code for a protein of 389 amino acids. The transcript is spliced from 6 exons. Lineage: Eukaryota; Fungi; Ascomycota; Eurotiomycetes; Eurotiales; Aspergillaceae. The record is from RefSeq and is a predicted model, not a curated record.